Molecule: messenger RNA, 849 nt
Organism: Entamoeba invadens IP1
Lineage: Eukaryota; Evosea; Mastigamoebida; Endamoebidae
Product: protein phosphatase 2C, putative
Exons: 2
Coding region: 1-849 (282 amino acids)
Biological process (GO): protein dephosphorylation
Molecular function (GO): cation binding; protein serine/threonine phosphatase activity
Source: RefSeq, a predicted model, not a curated record
AUGGACAAGGGAAAGUUAGCAAAAAUGGACAUUGGGUUUUAUGAGGCGUGCGGUCCACGGCCUCAGAUGGAGGAUGCCCAUGUCAUAAUCCCUGAUUUGAACAAACAGUACAAGAUCAAAGGCGACCAGAUGGCGCUCUUCGCCAUUUUCGAUGGUCAUGGAGGCAAAGAGGCGGCGCAGGUUGCACAGGAAGUCUUCCCAGAAAUAUUGGUGAAAGAAAACGAUUUCAAGUUGGCCAACUACGAAAAGGCUCUUUACAGUGCUUUCCUCAAGACCGACCAGGAAGUGUUGAAGCGUUCCGAGGCUGAGAGAUGGAAUAACGGUUGUACUGCCUGUGUUGUUCUUCUUGUCGGUAAAAGAUUGUACACUGCCAAUCUUGGAGAUGCGGAGGCUGUCCUUGGUGUCACCAAACCCAAGGAGAAAGGUUGCAAACCAAUGCCACUUUCGACCAAACACAACCCAACGGACGACGCCGAGAAAAAGAGAAUUGAAGAAGCUGGUGGACAAGUUGUCUGUGGACGUAUUAAUGGUAUUCUCGCUAUUUCGAGAAGUUUUGGUGAUAUUGAGUUCAAAUAUCCACACAACAAAUCCAUGAAAGACUUUGUCUCACCAAUUCCUGCACUUCAGAUGACUCCCAUUGGCAAGAACAAUCCGUUUUUGAUUUUGACAUGUGAUGGGCUUUACGAAAAGAUGAAUUAUGAAGAAUUGAUCACUUUGACUUAUGAGAGCAUCGAGAAACAUAAGAAAAAAGAGUUUGACGCGGUCGCAAAGGACAUGGUCGAAGAGUCCCUUAAGAAGGGCAGUAUGGACAAUCACACCGCCAUCGUCGUGUUUUUCAAGUGGAAAUAA